GUUACAACCAGAUGUCUGUACUCCUAAAACACAGUGCUGGGAGAUCUGCCCCGGAUGGUGGCACCUCAACCAGCAUGAUACCAGCGGGUUGCGGGAUGAGCGAAAAGAAUAGUGAGGUCACUACUGGUGCUCAGCUAGUCCAAAAAGAUUGCCGACGUGUUUCAAAUGGUAUUCCUUUGUAUUAAAAUCUAUGGGAAAAGUGCUCAUCAGUGCACAUAUUCUAUCAAAAAUGUCAGAAAAGGUCCUUCCUACUACCUGGGUCUGGGGCCACUGAUUUCAUAUGGAAGAUUUUUGUUAACAGGAAUUGGGACAGCAUCAAACUAUUACAAUAACAUAUAUGGAGAAUUUGUUCGGGUGUGGAUAAAUGGUGAAGAAACCAUCAUUAUCAGCCGAUCUUCAGCAAUGUGCCAUGUGAUGAAGCAUAGUCACUAUGUAUCAAGGUUUGGCAGUAAAUUGGGCUUACAGUGUAUUGGCAUGAAUGAAAAUGGAAUUAUUUUCAACAGUAACCCAACUCUCUGGAAAGUCAUACGGCCUUUCUUUAGUAAAGCGUUGUCUGGACCUGGACUACAACAGACCACAGAGCACUGCAUUAACUCUGCCAAGCGUUUCCUGGCAAAGCUGAGUGAUGUCACUGAUGACCUGGGCAAAGUAAACGUUCUCAAGCUUAUGAGGCUGAUGAUGUUAGAUGUCUCCAACAACCUCUUCCUCAGAAUUCCAUUAGAUGAGAAUGACAUUGUUGUAAAGAUACAGAAAUACUUUGAUGCGUGGCAGGCACUUCUGCUGAAACCAGACAUAUUCUUUAAAAUUUCCUGGCUUUACAAGAAGUAUGAGAAAUCAGCCAAUGAUUUGAAAGAGACUGUCGAAAUUCUCAUCGAGCAAAAGCGACGGGAGCUUUCCACUUCAGACAAGCUGGAUGAGAAUAUCGAUUUUGCAACGGAGCUUAUUUUUGCACAGAACCAUGGAGAUCUUACUGCUGAAAAUGUGAACCAGAGCAUUUUGGAAAUGCUGAUAGCGGCUCCUGACACCAUGUCUGUCUCAUUGUACUUCAUGCUGAUCCUCAUAGCUCAACAUCUGAAAACCGAAGAGAGGAUAAUGAAUGAGAUCAACACUGUAGUUGGUGAUCGGGAAGUACAGGGUAGUGACUUGCACAAUCUUAAGGUUCUGGAGAAUUUCAUCUUUGAGAGCAUGAGGUACCAGCCCGUGGUAGACCUGGUCAUGCGCAAGGCUCUGGAGGAUGAUACCAUAGAUGGCUAUUAUGUAAAGAAGGGCACCAACAUCAUCUUGAACCUUGGACGUAUGCACAGAGUUGAGUUUUUUCCAAAGCCAAAUGAAUUCAGCCUGGAAAACUUCGAGAAAACGGUCCCACACCGCUACUUUCAGCCAUUUGGAUUUGGUCCCCGGGCAUGUGCAGGAAAAUACAUAGCUAUGGUGAUGAUGAAAGUGAUCCUGGUCACCCUGCUGAAGAGAUACAAGGUGCAGAACCUGCAGGGACGGUCCUUGGAGAACAUUCACAACAAUAAUGAUUUGUCCAUGCAUCCUGAUGAAUCCCAGUCCUCACUAGAGAUGAUCUUCAUUCCCCGUCAUACAGAUCCACUCACACACUAGCACACAGCAUAUUCAUUCAUGCCAAGUCUGGAAUUUGGAAUUGUGAUUCAUCUAGUCACUGUGUUGGUCUGUGUUUAAUCUCUGUUCAACUCUUGCCAUUGUGUGACAGCUGUAAUUGUCAGUGACAUGUUCCUAGUUUAACAGAGUGAUCUAUUUUAUGUAUAUUUAACAGUAUUAUUAUUAUAAUUAUUAUUAUUAUUAAUAAAAUAUCUUGUUUAUUUUCA
Molecule: messenger RNA, 1829 nt
Organism: Hyla sarda
Lineage: Eukaryota; Metazoa; Chordata; Amphibia; Anura; Hylidae
Product: aromatase
Exons: 9
Coding region: 166-1605 (479 amino acids)
Molecular function (GO): iron ion binding; heme binding; oxidoreductase activity, acting on paired donors, with incorporation or reduction of molecular oxygen
Source: RefSeq, a predicted model, not a curated record